AUGUCAACGGAAAAUCUCCUACAUGCGUUACGACGUUUUUUCGCCAGGCGAGGAGUCCCAGAGACAAUCACAUCCGACAAUGGCCUCUAUUUCCUACUAGCAAAUCAAAUCUUAAACGAUGCUGCCGCACAAGCAACGGACAAAACAGUAGCACAAUUUAUGGCUUCGAAAGGAAUCUUAUGGAAAACAAAUACUCCAUACGCUCCAUGGCAAGGAGCUUUUUAUGAACGACUCAUCAAAUCAGUGAAGCAUUCACUAUACAAGGCCAUUGGAAAGACGAUACCGACUAUCGAAGUUCUAACCACACUUCUAGCUGAAAUCGAGGGGACCCUUAAUACUCACCCACUCCCAUACCAGGAGGAGCAUUGGGAAGAUCAACCCACAAUACGCCCAAUCGACUUCAUCCAGCGUGAUAUGAUCAUUACAUACCCAAUGGAAGGAGUACGAGAGAUGUCAGAUGAUGCCGAUUAUCACGAACCGGGGGAAAUACUCCAGCUUCAAAUGCGACGUCAGACAGAAGAAGCCCUUCGCAGUUCUUAUUCGCUUACGGAGAAGUUCUGGAAAGUUUGGAAGGAACAGUACCUCACAGCUCUGCGAGAACAGCACAUACGAACCUUACGUAGGAAUCCCGGAACACCAAAGUAA
Molecule: messenger RNA, 645 nt
Organism: Necator americanus (New World hookworm)
Lineage: Eukaryota; Metazoa; Nematoda; Chromadorea; Rhabditida; Ancylostomatidae
Exons: 1
Coding region: 1-645 (214 amino acids)
Biological process (GO): DNA integration
Molecular function (GO): nucleic acid binding
Source: RefSeq, a predicted model, not a curated record